Molecule: messenger RNA, 2445 nt
Organism: Cavenderia fasciculata
Lineage: Eukaryota; Evosea; Eumycetozoa; Acytosteliales; Cavenderiaceae
Exons: 3
Coding region: 1-2445 (814 amino acids)
Molecular function (GO): protein binding
Source: RefSeq, a predicted model, not a curated record
AUGGCAACCUUAAUAACUAUAUCAUCACCAUCACCCCCAUCAAUGUCUACUAGUGGUAGUAGCGGUAAUAACAAUAACAAUAAUAAUAAUUCAACAACACUAACGAGUAGUGGGUCAAGAUCACAUCUUCAUCCAUCACUCUACAAAAAUACAGAGACUCAUAGUUCAAACAGCCUGUAUUCUCGAGACGACUAUGACGACGACGACGAGUUUUAUGAUGCUCUCGAUACACCCUCUUGGACACCCCCAAUAGGCCACUCUUAUUUACUUGGAUCUGGGUCACCACGAGGUCCAAUCUCAUUGACUCUUAGUAAUGGUUCAAUUAAAACUGGAAAUAAUAAUAAUAAUAAUAAUAAUAAUAAUAAUAAUAAUAAUAAUAAUAAUAAUAAUAAUAAUAGUUUAACAAAUAAUUCUGCUUCAUUGCCAUCUCCUGCUCCUCUUAUUCCGACCGACAACAACAACAACAAUAAUAAUAAUAAUAAUUUAAAACAACAACAAAGUAUUAAUCCACCAAAUGGAGCAAAUGGACCAGCACCAACAUCAACUACGACCGCACCUACCAUCACACAAAGUAAUUCAUCUUCUACUUCAUCGUCGACAUCAUCAUCUGGAGGAAAUUCACCACCUCUUCAACCAUCUCCACUUUCCUCAUCACCACCUAAAGAACGUGUUCUUGGUAAUAGUGGUAAUCUUUUAAAAGAUAGUAAGGAUAAGGAUAAUAAGGAUAAUAACAAGAGUAAAAGAAAUUCAAAGGUUUUAAAUUUAAUUAAAAACAAAAAAGAUGAAUUACAUAAUUUGUUUACUGGUCAAACUAAAGAUAACAAUAAUCAACAACAACAAACGACGAUAUCAAGUAAUAAUAGUACACCAACCAACUCAAUGACACCAUCAUCUACACCACCAUUUGGUGCUACUAAUGGUGGUAGUCUAGAUUCAUUGCCGUCGACCAUUUCAGAUACCGAGUCAUCGACGACACCACCUUCAUCUGUACAUCACCAAGAAGGUAGUAGACUAAAGAAACUCAUCAAACGAAUGAGUACACUCGACAAGGACGACCUUAUUCCUUCACCAUCUUCAUCUCUCUCUUUGGAAAAUGGAGCAACUGCCAAUCCUCCCAAUAAUUGUAACAUAAACAACAACAACAACGAUAAACAUAGAGUUUCGAGAUGGUUAAAGAAUCUUCAUUCAACAACUCCAAAUAUAAAAAAGAAAAAAGAAUUAAAUAAUGGAUACAAGAUGAUACAAUCAGUAAAAGCACAUACUGGAUCUAUAUGGGUUACAUCAUUUAAUAAAAAUGGGACAUUACUAGCUACUGGUGGAUCAGAUACCAUUGCUCGAGUAUGGGAAAUCACUAAACCACAAUCAACCGGUAAUAGUAAUAAUAGUAAUAGUCAAGAAAUUGGUGAAUUAAAUCCACCACCUCUAUCGAUACUCAAAACUGCACCCAAAGUAGUAUUAGAGGGUCAUACAGGUCACAUUUUAGAUAUACAAUGGUUGUCCAACGAUCGAUUAUUGACCUCUUCAAUCGAUACCACCGUUCGUCUAUGGAAUAUAGAAACUGGCGAGUGUUUAAGAACUUUCGAACAUAAUGAUAUAGUUGUUUCAUUAAGUCUUGGCAUUUCACAACAACAUAUAUUCUAUACAGGAACAUUAGAUGGUAUAAUUAGAAAAUGGUCAUUGGUUGAAGCGGAACCAAUGGAUCAAAUGGAGAUUGGAGAAUUUAUUACGACGAUUACAUUAUCGUUUACACCACACCACCUCAUUGUUGGUACACAUCUUGGUAAUGUGUUUAUAUUGAAUCCUGCCGAUUUUGAACUACUAGGUAAAUUCAAUGUCAGUAUGAACCACACUGCUAAAAAGGGAAAGGGUCCAAAGAUUGCAGGGCUGUCUAUUGCCACCUCGAGUGACUCUAACCAUGACCACGACACACUACUCAUCAGCACCAAUGAUUCGUGUAUUCGUCAAUACACACUACGCGAUUUCAAGAGAAUCUGUAAAUACAAAGGUAUGGUUUUGGAAAACUACCAAAUCAAACCAACCGUCUCUCCCGAUAACCAAAGUAUCAUCAUUGGUAGUGAAGAUGGUAAUUGUUAUGUUUGGGAAAACUUUGCUCAUUCUUCGUAUGAUAAUGAUCAUCAUCAUUCAUCGUCUUCCAAAGUGUCAAAACUUACCGUUGAGGGUUGUGAUUAUUUUACAACUCUAAACAAAACUGUUACUACUGCAACCUUUUUACCUUUUUCUUCAUAUCAUAAUAAUAUUAAUAAUAGUAAUGGAAUCAAUAUAAGUAGUAGUAUUUCACCAACCAAUUCAACUUCAUCCAUAUCGACCAACUCCUCCUCCUCUUCCUCCUCAUCAUCCUUGUCACAUUCAUUGGAUAUCGAAUACAGAUAUUUGGUUAUCACUGAUACAACUGGUCAACUUUUAGUUUAUCAUUAUUCAAAAUAA